This is a messenger RNA of Tarenaya hassleriana, 603 nucleotides long. RefSeq lists its product as uncharacterized. NCBI's taxonomy places the organism in Eukaryota, Viridiplantae, Streptophyta, Magnoliopsida, Brassicales, Cleomaceae. The transcript is spliced from 4 exons. The record is from RefSeq and is a predicted model, not a curated record. Bases 200 to 568 code for a protein of 122 amino acids.
AGCCGAUACCCUUCGCCGCACCAACACUCUCCUUAUUCAUCAGAUUAGAUUCGUGUUGGUACAGAACGGGAAGCGACAUGAAUCUGUUGGACCGGCAGCUCAUGGGGAACUACGAUGUCUCGUGAGAAAUGAUUUGGUUAAGGCAUUGGCUGAUGCUCUUCCUCAAGGAACUAUCCGAUUUGGAUAUCAUAUUGUCUCGAUGAAGCUAGACGAGACAACGUCGUUUCCGAUUCUCGAGGCCAAGAACAAAAGGAGUAUCAAAGCAAAGGUCGUAAUUGGAUGCGACGGUUCGAACUCGGUGGUCGCGAAUUUUCUACAGCUAAACCCGACAAAAGCCUUAGGUCCUCGUGUUGUACGAGGAUUCACGAGUUAUCCGAGCGGCCAUGGAUUUCCACCAGAGUUUUCAAGAAUCAAGAUUGGCAACAUCGUAUGCGGAAGAAUUCCCGUUACUGACAAGCUGGUCGUUUGGCUGACCAGUCUUCAUCAUAACUCUCAAGGUACGUACGUACAUAAUACAUUGUUUUCAGAUAGUACAUAUAACAUUCUGGAGAUAUUUGUGUUAAAGUAGGAAAAUGAAUAUGUGAUUGGAGGAAAAUCUAGAUU